Molecule: messenger RNA, 1194 nt
Organism: Panicum virgatum (switchgrass)
Lineage: Eukaryota; Viridiplantae; Streptophyta; Magnoliopsida; Poales; Poaceae
Product: fibrous sheath CABYR-binding protein-like
Exons: 7
Coding region: 1-1194 (397 amino acids)
Source: RefSeq, a predicted model, not a curated record
AUGCCUGUGGUUGAUAACCGCCUGACUGUUGUGGUUGAUAACUCAUCAGUGAAGGGGUCAACAUCUGUAGCUGAUAGCUUGCUGGUUGCUGUAACUGAUAAACCAUCGGCUGUGGUUGUUGAGCUGUUAACCACGGUUGCUGAUAGGCCACCGGCUGUGGAGCCGAUGCAUAAUAUUGAUAACCGCUUGUCUGAGCCGAUGUUUGAUACAUGCUUGGCGGAGGUCGAGGCUAGGGUGGCCGAGCCGAAGUCGCAGGACCGCCAGUUGGAGGCCAGAAGAGUGAAGGCCGAGGAGGCUCUGCGCAAGGAGAAGCGCGAGAUGGAGGCCUGCACCAAGGCCAAUGAGGAGCUGCAGAAGCUCUGGGAGGUGGCUGAGGCGCGGGAGGCCGCCACCGAGGUAGCUGAGUGCUUUUCUGCAGAAGCAGAGGAUGAGGCAGCACAGGGCCGGGUGACACUGGAUCACCUGAGCAGGCCGCUGGAGGCACUACUUGGGACGUUCGAGCCUGAGGGUGUGGCGGCGGCCGAGGGCCUGUCUGAGAGGCUGGAGGCAUCCCGUGGCCGACUGGAGGCCUUCGUUAAGGGAGCUGCCAAGGAUGCCGUGCAGCACACACUGGGGCUGGUGAAGACCCAUCUCCCGGAGGCGGAUCUGGAUCCAGUGGGAGACGGCGUCCUUGAAGACUGCUCCGACGCAGAUUGGGAGGCCAACCACGCCGCUGUCCUGGAGAUCGCCGAGCGCAUCGGUCUCCUCCCCUCCCGUGACAUAGAGAUACAGGAUCCACCCCGCGACGAAGGGGCGGCAACUAUUGAGGUCGGGGCCUUGGAGGUCCCGGCCAUCGAGGCCGAGAAGACCCGGGGCGAGGCCACUGAGGGGGACAAGCCCCCACCAGUGAAGGAGGAGGCCGAGGAUGAGGAGGCAGACGGCAUGGUUCUGGUGGAGCUGUCUGAGCAGGCCGCCCAGGAGCUGGCCGAGGGGAGCACCACCAUUAGUUCGGUGGUGGGGCUCGAGGCCAGGGUGGACGAGCUGGAGGCGCUGUGCCGCAAGCUAGAGGCCGACAAGGUCAAGGCUGAGGAUGCCCUGCGCAAGGAGAAGUGCGAGUUGGAGGCCUGCACCAAGGCCAACGAGGAGCUGCAGAAGCUCCGAGAGGUGGCCGAGGCGCGGGAGGCCGCCACCGAGGAGAAGCUUCGCCUAGAUUGA